AUCAAUAUAAACAAUCAGCAAUUGGUUAUUGUUGUUACUUGUUGGAAUACUGGUGACGUUUGUUGUUAAAUUUUCGAAAAACAAUUAUUAUACAAAUAGUUAUAUUUUGGAAGAUAUUUAUGUAAUAGUUUUGAAUAUUUUGCACUCAUCACUUUCUUCAUAGCUACGCAUACAGAUCAUCUAUAUAUAUAGAUAUAUAUAUUCGGAUUUGGUGCAAUUUUAUAAGAAUAAAAUUUGACGAUUCACUGUAGUCGGCGAAUUGCUAUAAAAGAAUAUAAGUGUUAUUUAACACUUUUUUGCACAAUAAAAAAUGGCUUGGGUACCGCUUGAAUCUAAUCCAGAGGUUAUGACUAAGCUUUUGCAUAAGCUUGGUGUUCCAAAACAAUGGGGUCUAGUAGAUGUAUAUAGUUUGGAUUUAGAUAUGUUGGAAAUGCUACCAAAACCUGUUUUGGCAAUGAUAUUGCUUUAUCCCAUGACUCCAAAGUCUGAAUCAUUCAAAAUUGAGUUGGAAAAAACUGAAAAAGAAAGUGGUAGUGGUUCUGACAAAAUUUACCACUUAGCUCAGUAUGUAUCAAAUGCUUGUGGAACAAUAGCUUUAUUGCACAGUGUUGCAAAUAAACUUGAUAAGAUUGAGUUAGAAGAUGGAGAACUGAAAAAAUUUAUUGAUGAUACAAAAGACUUAACUUCUGAAAAGAGGGGUGAGAAGCUUGUCGAGGCUCAAGGAAUAAGUGUGACUCAUGAAGACUCUGCUCAUGAGGGGCAAACUGAAGCACCUGGUGAGGAUGAAAAAGUGUUUCAUCAUUUUGUAGCAUUUGUUGAGAGAAACGGAUCGAUAUGGGAACUAGGUAAAUUAACAAAUAGCAGAUGUAAAAUCAGACUGAAUAUUAUCGUAUAUGACGAGAUAAAAUCGGAACAUGUUAUUUCAGAUGGUAGAAAGCCAUACCCAAUCAACCACGGGCCGUCGAACACGGAAACAUUCUUGGAAGACGCUGCUCGAGUGUGCAAAGAGUAUAUGAGCCGAGAUCCAGAAGAGGUUGGCUUUACUAUAAUGGCUCUGGCGGCAUUGGAAUAAAUUU
This is a messenger RNA of Phymastichus coffea, 1076 nucleotides long. It is a transcript of the gene Uch, whose product is annotated as ubiquitin carboxyl-terminal hydrolase isozyme L3. Gene Ontology annotation, cellular component: cytoplasm. The record is from RefSeq and is a predicted model, not a curated record. Lineage: Eukaryota; Metazoa; Arthropoda; Insecta; Hymenoptera; Eulophidae. The transcript is spliced from 7 exons. Gene Ontology annotation, biological process: protein deubiquitination; ubiquitin-dependent protein catabolic process. Gene Ontology annotation, molecular function: cysteine-type deubiquitinase activity. The coding region runs from base 311 to 1072 and encodes 253 amino acids.